Messenger RNA from Sphenostylis stenocarpa, 240 nucleotides. The record is from the annotation of a GenBank genome assembly. Lineage: Eukaryota; Viridiplantae; Streptophyta; Magnoliopsida; Fabales; Fabaceae.
AUGGAAGAAGAACUUGUUGAAAUAGGUAUCAUAUCUCUUUACAAGUCAAACAUUGGUAGAACAAAAUUGGAAUUUGGGAUAACAAAGAUGAGGCGUUCCCAUCGAGAGGCUUCAAGUCAAGCAAAUGACAAAAAAAAAGAUAUGCCAAUUUUGAUCAUCCUUGAAUUCUAUGAUCAACUACUAAAAGAAGUCGCUUUUAAAGAUCCAGAUGGCAACAUAUUAGAAGUUGUUGAUGUGUAA